Molecule: messenger RNA, 1102 nt
Organism: Labrus bergylta (ballan wrasse)
Lineage: Eukaryota; Metazoa; Chordata; Actinopteri; Labriformes; Labridae
Source: RefSeq, a predicted model, not a curated record
GAUUUCUUAACAUAUAUUAAAUUAUUUGUGUUUGUACAACAGUUGUUACAUUAAAUCCAUUCCACAUGAAAAUGAACAGCAGGGUACGCUUCAACUGAGAAAGAUAAAUCCAACAGUGGAUUAAAUCAGUGUAGGGAUUAAGUGAUAGAGAGGCAGACACAGCUGUUUGUGAUUAUGUCAUUUACAGUGCAUCUUUCAUGGGGUGUGUGUGUGUGUGUGUGUGUGUGUCAGGUGGAAGAGGAGGAGGGUCAGCUGGUUUUGGACAGAAAUCCUCUGGAGUGGAGCGUAGACGAGGUCGUUCAGUUCAUCAACUCUACUGACUGUGCUUCUCUGGCAAACAUCUUCCAGGAACAGGACAUUGACGGUCAGGCGCUGCUGCUGCUGACUCUGCCCACUGUUCAGGAGUGUAUGGACCUGAAGCUCGGCCCCGCCAUCAAGCUAUGUCACCAGAUAGAGCGCGUCAAGGUGGCGUUUUACAGACAGUACGCCAACUGAUGACCUGCUCGGAUUUACUGAAUAUGGUGGACGUGCGCGACUAAGAGCGGUUGGAUUUGGCGCCUCCUGGUGGAACGUUUUUUCAAUUUGCAAACAGAAGGAUUAUUUUUUUGGAGCAGUUGCAUAAAACACACAAGACGGAGUUACAGGAGGAGAAGCUGGAGGAUUCAUUUCUGGAUUAUUGUCGGAGUAAAAUGUGACGCAGACUUCCGCCGCUCUCGACUGAACAAAACGCAUUGGAGUGGAUCCACGUGCUGUGAAGACGUUCUCCUGAAAAGCCGAGGACUCGUUUCUGAAGACAUUUCUUGCUUUUUAUUUCCAUUUUAUUUGUGACAGAGCAGCUUUAUAGCGUUUAAGUUAAAGAUCAUUAUUGACCUUUGAGAGUAUUUCCCCCUUUCUGUGAUAUGAUUGGUCCUGAAAAGAUCUAUUCACCAAUAUUUAACCAACCAAGAAGUAAUAUAUUUGGAAUAUUUAUUGUUAUCCUAAUUUAUGCGGAGGUCUAUCUAUUUGAAUGAAGAUGAAUUGAAGUUAUAUUAAUUUAAAAUGAAUGAAACAAACUCCUUAAACAUCUCACAAACAGAAACCAGGACGUGAGUUUAUUUAGAUU